Messenger RNA from Bufo bufo (common toad), 4586 nucleotides. It is a transcript of the gene ARHGAP17, whose product is annotated as Rho GTPase activating protein 17. Gene Ontology annotation, molecular function: GTPase activator activity; protein binding. Gene Ontology annotation, biological process: signal transduction; regulation of Rac protein signal transduction; positive regulation of GTPase activity. The transcript has 21 exons. Bases 176 to 2638 code for a protein of 820 amino acids. Gene Ontology annotation, cellular component: intracellular anatomical structure; cytosol; cytoplasm. NCBI's taxonomy places the organism in Eukaryota, Metazoa, Chordata, Amphibia, Anura, Bufonidae. The record is from RefSeq and is a predicted model, not a curated record.
GAGAGCCGUGUGCGGGGCGGGGCCGGCCAUUCCAGUCAGGAGCCCGGGCUCGGUGCGCUGUGUGACGGGGCCUCCCCGGGCUCUUCCCGCACUACCAGCCCCCGAUGGAUUAAGUCGAGCUCCGAGAAGGAAAGUUGGGUUUUUCUCCGGGACGAGGACUGAAGGGGAAGCCGCCAUGAAGAAGCAGUUCAACCGUAUGAGGCAGCUGGCCAACCAGACGGUCGGGAGAGCGGAAAAGACAGAGGUUUUAAGCGAUGACCUUCUAACUAUUGAAAAACGACUGGACGCGGUGCGCUUUGUUUGCCACAAUGCUCACAAGCGAAUUCUGGGCUGUUUGCAGGUGCCGCCUGGCACCGACCCUGAGAAAAGAUAUAAAAAGCUGCCUCUUAUGGGGGUGUCCCAGUCCUUGAUGGAAGGAUGUGCGCAGCUCAGUGAUGAAACCCUCGUAGGGAAGACCUUGUACUCAUGUGGAGAUGCAGAGCAACGGCUGGCCCAGGAGCUCUCUCAGCAUGAAUUUCAGAUCGAAAAAGACGUCUUGGAACCCCUAAACCAGCUGACGGAGGGUGACAUCCCCAACAUCCAGAAGCAGAGAAAGCAGCUGGCUAAGCUAGUACUGGACAUGGACUCCGCACGGGGAAGGUAUAACCAAGCAGUGAAAUCCUCCAGUGCUAAUUUCCAGAUGCAGCCUGGGAAACUGGACACUUUAAGAGAAGAGAUGGAAGAAGCGGAGAAUAAAGUGGAGCAAUGCAAAGAUCAGCUGGCAGCUGAUAUGUAUAAUUUUCUCUCCAAGGAAGGGGAGUACGGUCAAUUUUUUGUCACGUUAUUAGAGUCACAAGCAGAAUACCAUAGAAGAGCACUAGCUGUUUUAGAAAAAGCACUGCCUGAAAUCCAGGCCCAGCAAGACAAAUGGGCGGAGAAGCCGGCUUUUGGGACAGCACUGGAGGAGCACCUAAAGCGCAGUUCGCGGGACAUUGCUGUUCCUAUAGAAGCCUGUGUAAUGAUGCUGCUUGAGACUGGGAUGCGGGAAGAGGGCUUGUUCAGGAUAGCCGCUGGGGCCUCCAAGCUGAAGAAGCUAAAAGCAGCUCUGGACUGUUCUACGUCCCACCUGGAAGAGUUUUACUCAGACCCCCAUGCUGUGGCAGGAGCCUUAAAAUCUUACCUUCGCGAGCUGCCUGAACCUCUGAUGACCUUUGCCCUGUAUGAUGAGUGGAUCGCUGCUGGGAAUGUCCAAGACCAGAGCACAAAGCUGCAGAGUUUGUGGGUCGUGUGCCAGAAGCUACCCAAGCCCAACUUUGAAAAUUUCAGGUAUCUGGUAAAGUUCUUGGCCAAGCUGAGCCAAAGCAGCGACGUGAACAAGAUGACACCCAGCAACAUUGCAAUCGUCCUAGGUCCAAAUCUUCUGUGGUCAAAGCAUGAAGGAACGCUAGCAGAGAUGGCUGCUGCCACCUCUGUCCAUGUGGUGACCAUCAUUGAACCCAUUAUACAACACGCUGACUGGUUCUUCCCUGAAGAGCUGGAUUUUAACGUAUCCGGUGCCUUUGCUGCGGCCGCUCCUGCCGCUCAUCAGAAUAAUGACACUGUGCACUAUGAGUUCAGUGCCAUGGAACGCAAGAGGCCAGUUAGCAUGGCGGUCAUGGACAGUGAUCUCCUAAAGAAGGAAAACAUUGGCAUUAAAGUGCUAGACUUUCAGUUCAAUCCAAGGAGAAGUGGAACCUUAACGCGGAAACAUGCAUCCCCCGCGUUUCAACCUCCUCUUCCACCCAGUGAAGGUGGACUGUCAGCAGAGAUGCCCGCAAAUGCAUCAGAUGCUAACGCAGCUAAUUCUGUGCCAGUACAGCCUGUAGCAUCUGCAGAUCCCGCACCAACCUAUGGGCAGGAGGAGUCCAGCUCUAACAAGACCAAAGAAACACCUACAGCAACCACGCCGCCAUCUCUGCGGAAUGGAAAUCACCUGCCAUCCAGUGGGAGCACAAACCAGUUGGCGGUUGUUCCUGCACCACAAGGCACUGCCAAUCCAAGUCCUCACUCCAGUAGACGAGUUACCAAGAAACCAGCCCCAGCACCCCCAAAGCCAGCCAACCCCCCUCCAGUAAAUCAGAAUCUGCCAGUGGCAUCUAAUGUUCCUCCUCCUGUCUCAACCAAACCAUCCAACCACAAUCCUCUUCCUCCAAGCACUACAAGUAACCAAGGAGGAACGGCGGCUCCUUCUGCCUAUUCACAUGGCACCUUACCACGCAGGCAUUCAAGCAGCCAACCCAUAAUCCAGGCUCCUAGUCACCCACCCCCACAACCACCCACUCAGCCAACACCUCAGCCCACACCUCAGCCCAAGCCCACCGCUCAGCUCGCAGGUGCUGCACCGACAGUACCAGCCACAGAACAGUCCUCCAGUCCGUCACAGUCUCCAACACCCCCAGAUACUCCUCCUCCUCUUUCCGAUCACCCAGGUUCCCAGACCGGCCUCCCUGAAGCCACCCUGACAUUUGCCCCACAAAACACCGGAACACUUACCCGGCAGCGUCCGGUUCCUAAACCCCGCAUUCGACCCACAGUCCCUCCACCGCCCCAGCCCCCUGCAUCCCAACCUUCUGUGGAAGCUCAGCCAGGAUCUGCAUCGAAAGUUAUCACUGAUGUAUGAUGUGACAUUAUCAGUAACACUGACAUUGGGAAGUACAGAUGAUCCAGUUCAUGGAUAUCCUGAUGCUGAAUCUGUCUGCACGGUUCCCAUUGUAGAUCCUCCGCUGCCGGCCGGCCUUCUUGACACAGACGUGGAGAGCACUGCUCUGUAAGACGUCAGAUGGAGGUGGUCUGCACUCCUACGACUAUGGACAGUCCAGCCCUGCAGACCCGUGACGGUCAUCACGACAAGACCCAAGCAGCGAGAAGCUCGUUCCUCUUCCCACCCCCCAAACCCCCCUCCGUGGUUUGUAGGACUUUCAAUGACCUGAUGUGUCUUGCCUUCUGAAGACCUGGACGAGGCCGGAGCCUUUGUGAUGACCGCUGGCCGUCUGUCAGGACUGAGUGGACCAGUCUAUAUAAAUAUAUAUAUAUUUCUAGUUUAUGCCACUAUUAAAAUGACGUAUUUAGCCGGAGGGCAGAAGUCUCUGCAGACAUUCCACCGACACACUUCCAUGUGUUUUUUUUUUCUUUUUUUUUCUGUUAACACCUCGUGCGCCAGGCGGUUUGGAUGACACGGGAACAAGAAUGGAGACCGUAAUGGAAAAGUGUGAGAGAAGCUAUAAAAGUAAAUGAUGUCAAGGGCACAUAGUGUUUUUGGGAACUGCUGGCUUUUAGUUACCAUCUAUAGAGUGUAAACCUCUACGCCCCCCCACACACUCCCUCUCACCCUACGAUCGCUGGGGCACGGAGACUGAAGGAAGGAACCCGUUCGUCUUCUGCUGAGGCUCAUCCAUUAAGUUCAUUUUUCUGAAUUUUUUUUUCAACCAUUUCUGCUCUGCUGCUAUAGCUGUUUUUGUUUUCUUGCUUUGAGGGUAUUAACAUCUUCAGACUGCAAGAUGCACUGUUAUACCGUCUACAGGGCCUGAGGGGGCGGAGCAUGACACAGGGAUUUAAAGGAGUUUUGGGAGAUUCUGAUAUUGAUGAACUUUCCUCAGGAUAGGUCAUCGAUAUCAGAUUGGUGGGAGGUCUGACACCGAUCAACUGUUUAAAGAGGCCGCUGCCUCUUUACAGCUCACUAAGCACACCGCCGUCCAUUGGGUAGUGACUGUGCUUGGUAUUGCAGAUCGGCCCCAUUCACUUGAAUGGAAAUGAGCUGCCUAGGCCCCGUGACUGAUGAACGUGAUGUCACUGGCCUAGCAAGAGGCUCCAGCGCUUACUUGAGAACCAUGGUCUCCUCAAGCAGCUGAUCGGUCAUCAGUGUCAAAAACUCGGGCAACCAGAUUACUGAACACUAAAGAGAACCUGCUGUCAUGCUCUGCCACUUCAGGCCUCGCAGUAGGCAUAGCACAGUACGUUAGCGCCCAUUGAUGUGUCUGGAGAAGUCAUUGGUUGGCGGUCCACGAGCAAAGACUUCCACCGAAAGCUAGGGCACUCCACCCCAUUGGCUCCCUGACAGGUGUCAGUGGAAGCCUAAAGAGCAUGACGCUGGUUAUCGCCGCCCUGGUGUUGGCGAAGGUUGUGGCUCAUGGCCCGCCAAUGCAGAAGGUAUAUAUGCUGAAGAGAUAGAAGAUACAGACUACUGAUGCCUCCCGUUACCUGCCCUCUACGACUGCACAAAGCUCCGGAAUCACCACUGCAUUUACCAUUAACCUUGAUGAUGAUAUACGGACUUCUCUCCAUACUUACCUACUGUACAGCGAAGGCGGCCAUAUUGUUAACAAAACAGCUCUAGUCCCUUCAAACCAAUAAACACUGACUUUUCAUUACUGGCGCCCAUGGCUCUAUUGUAUUGGUUGGCUCCGUACCAAACGCAUUUAUAUUGGUAAUGGCGCCUUUUCAGGUAGAAGUGCUGCUUUAGUUGUAUCUAUUACCCACCCGGCAUUUGUUACGGUGCUUUUCACUUCCCCUAUUGACGUCGGUGGCGGGAGGAAAUAUGAGGCUAAUAAAAACUGCGGUCAUGUAACAUG